Messenger RNA from Ostrea edulis (European flat oyster), 655 nucleotides. Its product is annotated as perlucin-like. NCBI's taxonomy places the organism in Eukaryota, Metazoa, Mollusca, Bivalvia, Ostreida, Ostreidae. The record is from RefSeq and is a predicted model, not a curated record. Bases 43 to 546 code for a protein of 167 amino acids. The transcript has 5 exons. Gene Ontology annotation, molecular function: signaling receptor activity.
AAAUGAUUAUAGCAAUGCCUUAUCAAACAUCAACAUAUCAAAAUGGCUGUAUGGAAUGGUUACGUCUUCGGAUUUCUAAUUUUUGCCUUUCUUGUUGAAAGAAUACGAGCGGCGCCUGCACCUUCCUGUCCACAAGAUUGGUUCAAACAUGGACGGUCGUGCUAUGCUUUCAUAACUAGCCGCAAGUCAAGUUGGUUGGGUGCUAUGACGUCUUGUCGCGAGGUCAAUGCAGAAAUCGUAGAGAUUGAAACUGCCGAUGAAAACAACUUCUUACGAAGUCACCUUAUCCAGAACCAUAUAAAUGAGCACUUUUGGGUAGGUGGAACGGAUGCCUUUUUGGAGGGACACUGGAUUUGGAUAAAUACACGACAGCCGUUUACAUUCACAGACUGGGCACCCCUGGAACCGUACCAGGGGGUCGGGAAUGACUGUAUGACCUUGGCAUACCACGAGGGUUAUCACUGGAACGAUGAUGUCUGCGAUCACCAAUACGACUUCAUCUGUGAAAAAGAAGCAGUGAUUGAUGAAUCUAUAGUCAUUGGUUAAUCAGGAAAGUCAACAACAGCGUCAAGUCCUAACGGAUAAGGAGCACCGCAGAAUAUAUUAUGUGUAUAUAUAAAAAUAAGCAGAAUAUUAAAAAAAAUAUUAAACUCUG